Messenger RNA from Zophobas morio, 1462 nucleotides. Its product is annotated as tubulin beta chain-like. Gene Ontology annotation, biological process: microtubule cytoskeleton organization; mitotic cell cycle. The coding region runs from base 57 to 1385 and encodes 442 amino acids. Gene Ontology annotation, cellular component: cytoplasm; microtubule. The transcript has 5 exons. NCBI's taxonomy places the organism in Eukaryota, Metazoa, Arthropoda, Insecta, Coleoptera, Tenebrionidae. Gene Ontology annotation, molecular function: structural constituent of cytoskeleton; GTP binding; GTPase activity. The record is from RefSeq and is a predicted model, not a curated record.
CUUUUUUUCUUCACAUCUCUUUCUGCUUUUAACGCUCUCUAGAAGGCUACCACUCGAUGCCAGAGAUUAUUCAUUUGCAAGCUGGCCAAUGCGGCAAUCAGAUUAGUAAUGAGUUUUGGAAAACUAUUUCCGAGGAGCACGGCAUUCUACCGGAUGGAACUUAUUGCGGCACGAAUCCCAAGCAAAAAGAAAGACUUGAUGUUUACUAUACUGAAGGCAAUAACGGAAAAUAUGUGCCGAGAGCCAUAUUAGUAGACUUGGAACCUGGAACAAAGGAUACUAUAAUGGCCGGCCCUUACGGAAAUCUUUUCCAUCCCAACAACUUCGUCUUUGGACAAAAUGGCGCUGGUAAUAACUGGGCUAAGGGGCACUAUACUGAAGGAGCAGAGUUAGUCGAUGCCGUUAUGGAUAUCGUUAGAAAGGAAGCGGAGAACACUGAUUGUUUGCAAGGAUUUCAACUGACUCACUCUCUGGGAGGAGGGACAGGAUCAGGCAUGGGCACUCUCCUGGUGUCGAAAAUCAGAGAAGAAUUCCCAGAUCGCAUGCUUUGUACCUAUUCUGUAGUGCCCUCUCCCAAAGUGUCUGACACCGUUGUGGAGCCCUACAACGCCACGCUUUCUCUCCAUCAGCUCGUUGAAAACACGGAUCAAACGUUCUGCAUCGACAAUCAAGCACUCUACGACAUUUGCAAGAGCACUUUAAAGCUGACGGACCCCUCCUACUCCCAACUAAACAGCCUCGUCUCUAAAGUCAUGUCAGGCGUCACCACCUGUCUCCGCUUUCCUGGCCAAUUGAACGCUGAUCUGCGCAAAUUAGCAGUCAACAUGGUGCCAUUUCCUCGACUGCACUUCUUUAUGCCGGGCUUUGCUCCUCUCACUUCUGGCGCGUCGAAGUCUUUCAGAAACAUCACUGUUGCGGAUCUAACUCAGCAAAUUUUCUCUGCCAGCAACAUGAUGGCUGCUUGCGAUCCCGUUCACGGCAAGUAUUUGACGGUUGCCGCCAUGUUUCGCGGGGCCGUUUCUAUGAAGGACGUUGAUGAGCAGAUGAUGAACGUCCAAGCGAAGAAUGCCGACCGCUUUGUCUCAUGGAUUCCCAAUAACGUAAAAACAGCGGUGUGCGACAUUCCCCCCGUCGAUCUAGACAUGGCCGUGACUUUUAUUGGAAACAGCACAGCCAUUCAGGAUUUGUUUAAGCGAGUCAACGAGCAGUUUACCGCCAUGUUUCGGCGGAAGGCUUACUUGCAUUGGUACAUCAGCGAGGGCAUGGACGAGAUGGAAUUCACCGAGGCGGAAUCCAAUAUGAACGACCUCAUUUCUGAAUAUCAGCAGUACCAGGAUGCCACAGAGGACUACGAGGAGGACGAAGACGAGGACUACAACGAAUGAAACCAUGCUCUUGUGGUUUUUUUAACUGUUAAGUAGAAUCAUUUGUUUUAAUGUAUUGGUAAAUUUUCAUUUGGUUU